ACAGCAUUCAAUGCAGACAUGUUUGUAUUAACUGCCAUUAGUAAAUGUAGGAAUUGAUUGGUCUCAAAGGAUUCACCUUUUUCCUUUAUAAAAAUUUUUAUUGAAAAAAGAAAAAACCCCAUUUUCUUCCCAUUCUUCUUCAUUGUGUUUUCUCCUGUGAUGUCUUCAAAUCUGGGUUUUGUAUCUUUGGGGGGGUUAAGUUGAAUUUGAAUUGAAAGUUAAGGGUUCUUAUUCUAAAGAUUAAUUCUUUGAUGAAAGCUAAAGCUUUUUUUUUUUUAUUUGUUUAAUUCUUAUCUUUGCUUUUUAUUCCUUUUGAUCUUAUUAAAGCUCUGAGUGUUCAACAAUCUUUGUUUUUUUGAAUGUUUUUAGGCAAUAAAGUAAAGGGCUUUAAAAAAAAAAGUUAAAGCUUGAAUCUUGAAAACCAAAAAACAUAAACCCCAUUUGAAUGUUUGGUUCUUUGAAUUAAACUGCCCAAGAAAAGUUUGGUUCUUGUGAAAAAAAAGAAGCAACCAUUCAUGCAUUUUUCACUAUGGAAACCAAUAUCUCAUUGUGCAGCUUUAAUAGCAGAGAAGAAGAAGAAGAAGAAGACCAAAAGAAGAAACAAUGGUGGUGGUUCUAGUUUAUCAGUCCUUCGUCAAUUACAAGAAAAUAAGCUUAAAGAAGCACUUGAAGAAGCAUCUGAAGAUGGGUCACUUUCAAAAUCACAAAACAUUGAUUCAUCAUCAUUAAAUCAAGAUGGUUCCAAUGGACGGUCAAGAUCAUUAGCUAGACUUCGUGCUCAAAAUGAGUUCUUGAAUGCUACUUCUCUUGUUGCAGACCGUAUUUUUUGUUCACAAGAUUCAAUUCCAAGCUUCAAUGAUGCUUUUUCAAAGUUCAUUACAGUGUACCCUAAGUUUCAGGGUACUGAAAAAGUUGAUCAUUUGAGAAUGGAAGAAUAUGGUCACUUGUCUGAAUCUUCAGUUAAGGUAUGUCUUGAUUAUUGUGGUUUUGGUUUGUUUUCUUAUAACCAAACACAACUGAAUUGGGAUUCAACUAUGUUUAAUUUGUCUGAAGUGACUGCAAAUUUGAGUAAUCAUGCUUUAUAUGGUGGUGCUGAGAUUGGUACUAUGGAACAUGAUAUAAAGACUAGGAUUUUGGAGCAUUUGAACAUACCUUGUAAUGAAUAUGGUCUUGUUUUUACUGUUAGUAGAGGGUCUGCUUUUAAAUUGUUGGCUGAAGUUUAUCCUUUUCAGACAAAUAAGAAACUUUUGACCAUGUUUGAUCAUGAAAGUCAAUCUGUAAUUUGGAUGGCUCAAUGUGCUAAAGAGAAAGGUGCUAAGGUUUACAAUGCUUGGUUUAAAUGGCCUUCAUUGAAGCUAUGUUCUAGGGAGUUAAGGAAGCAAAUUUCAAAUAAGAAAAAGAGGAAGAAAGGGCAUGCUAAUGGUCUUUUCGUGUUUCCAGUUCAAUCUAGAGUGACGGGUGCGAAGUAUUCGUAUCAAUGGAUGGCACUUGCUCAACAAAACCAUUGGCAUACGUUGCUUGAUGCCGGUUCCUUAGGUCCUAAAGAUAUGGAUUCGCUUGGUUUGUCGUUGUUUCGGCCAGACUUUAUUAUCACUUCGUUUUAUAGGUUAUUUGGUUAUGAUCCGACGGGUUUCGGUUGUCUUUUGAUUAAGAAAUCUGUGAUGGCAAGCUUGCAGAUACCGUAUGGACAUACCGGGUCUGGUAUGGUGAAGAUAUUACCGGUUUAUCCACAGUAUUUGAGUGAUUCUAUUGACGGACUUGAUGUUUUAGUUGGACUUGAUGAUGAAGGAGGUAAACAUGAGGAAGAAGGGUUGCCGGAGAGGAAUGGUGGGUCUCAAAUGCCGGCUUUUUCAGGCGUUUUUACUUCGAAUCAAGUUAGGGAUGUGUUUGAAACUGAGAUGGAUCAUGAUAAUAGCUCGGAUAGAGACGGAGCAAGUACUAUUUUCGAGGAAGCUGAGAAUCUUUCGGUUGGUGAUCUUAUGAAAAGUCCGAUUUUUAGUGAAGAUGAAUCGUUGGACAAUUCGUAUUGGAUUGAUUUGGGGCAGAGUCCGUUAGGGUCUGAUAAUUCUGAUCAACUAACCAGAUUGAAAACAGAUUCGACCCUACUACCGUCGUGGAUUUCCGGGAAGAGAAACAAUAAGAGAUUGUCUCCGAUAAUGACUUCGAAAUUGUCUACGAGUCCGGUUUGUGAUGACAGGAAAAUAAACAUGAGAUCGCGGGGUGAUACAGUGUUAUCUUUUGAUGCAGCUGUAUUGUCCGUGUCACAUGAGCCAGACCAAAUUACGGAGAUCCCUGAAGAACAGCCUGCUGAAAUGGACCCUGCUUCAGGAGAUGAUGGGAAGCCUAAAGAUUCUCAGUACGGGGAGAUUGAAGAAGAAUCUGGCAUCAGCAUUGAGUCGGAGCUAGUUAAUUCUACCUUGAGUUCUAAGGUAAAUGGAUUCAAACCGAAGAAUGGUAUGUUCGAGAAGGAAAGUGCUAUUAGGAGAGAGACUGAGGGUGAGUUUAGACUGUUGGGUGGGAGAGAAGGGAGCAGGUUCGCCAAUGGUAGACUUUUCGGUUUUGAUGAUGACGACCAAGUGGCAAGCUUGGGUCGCAAGGUAUCUUUUAGCAUGGAAGACAGCAGGAUUGAAAUUCCUAGCCGGUUGGAGCCUGGUGAAGUUUCGUUGACUACCUUGCCUGACGAUGAAUCCGGUACCGAUGAAGACUACGAUUACGAUGACCAAGAGUGCAGUAGAAAGGAACCUGAGAUCAUUUGCCGGCACCUCGACCACGUCAACAUGUUGGGUCUAAACAAAACGACUCUUAGACUACGUUACCUGAUCAACUGGCUUGUUACGUCUUUACUUCAACUUCGGUUACCUAGUUCAGAUGAAAGCAAGGGAGUCCAUCUCGUGCAAAUAUAUGGCCCAAAGAUCAAAUAUGAAAGAGGUGCAGCCGUAGCCUUCAACGUGCGUGACAGCAACGGAGGACGACUAAUUGACCCGGAAAUCGUUCAGCAGCUAGCUGAGAAGAGCGGUAUUUCUCUUGGCAUCGGUAUACUCAGUCAUGUACGAGUUGUGGACAACGUGAAGCAACAAUGCAAGGAAAUUGAGCUCGAAGAUUCAGCCCUUUGUCAACCAAUGGCUAAUAAUUGCCGAGACGGAAAAAGCUUAUUCUUUCGAGUUAAAGUAAUUACAGCAUCACUCGGUUUCCUAACCAACUUUGAAGAUGUUUACAAGACAUGGGCUUUUGUGGCUAAGUUUCUUAAUCCAUCAUUCAUCGAAGAAAACGAUUUAUCCGCAAUAUCUGAAGGUUCAGGAACAUGAGUCCAAGAGGAUUUGCUCUCGUAAAACCGAGGUGUGUCUUUUGUUUUUCGCCUUUUUCGGGUGUUUUUAAUCAUGGGUUUUUUUAGUGUAAUGUAGAGUUUGGUUUACAAUUGGCAUGUUAGCUGAAGAGUCAAGUAAUUUGUAAUGCAAAAUAGAAUUGAGAAAAAAAAAGAGGGAUUUUCAAGACACAAAAAUAUAGUUUGAUGAUGAACUUGAAAUUCAUGCAUAUCUAUGAUCUUAUUUUUUCA
Gossypium raimondii (Peruvian cotton) is the source of this 3553-nucleotide messenger RNA. RefSeq lists its product as uncharacterized. The transcript has a single exon. Lineage: Eukaryota; Viridiplantae; Streptophyta; Magnoliopsida; Malvales; Malvaceae. The record is from RefSeq and is a predicted model, not a curated record. The coding region runs from base 516 to 3305 and encodes 929 amino acids.